Linum tenue is the source of this 726-nucleotide messenger RNA. NCBI's taxonomy places the organism in Eukaryota, Viridiplantae, Streptophyta, Magnoliopsida, Malpighiales, Linaceae. The record is from the annotation of a GenBank genome assembly.
AUUUCUUCUGUUUCUUCCCCCCAAGAAAGACAACUGUGCACAGCUAGCUUGCUUACAAAUACAAUGAUGUCUACAACAAUGGCGGGCGGUCUAACCGACGAACAGAUUGUGGAGUUCAAAGAAGCCUUCUGCCUCUUCGACAAGGACGGAGACGGUUGCAUUACGAUUGAGGAGCUGGCGACAGUAAUCCGGUCGUUGGAUCAAAACCCGACGGGGAAGAGCUUCACGACAUGAUCACGGAGGUCGACGCCGACGGCAACGGCACCAUCGAGUUCGCCGAGUUCUUGACCCUCAUGGCCAAGAAAAUCAAGGAGACAGAUGCAGAGGAGGAACUCAAAGAGGCCUUCAAAGUGUUUGACAAGGACCAAAAUGGCUACAUCUCCGCCACUGAGUUGAGGCAUGUCAUGAUCAACUUAGGAGAGAAGCUGACCGACGAAGAAGUGGAACAGAUGAUCAAGGAGGCGGACUUAGACGGCGAUGGUCAAGUCAACUACGAUGAAUUCGUCAAGAUGAUGUCCACUAUGACAUGAUAUUGAUUUUCCCCCCUUAAUUGAUAUGAUUGGCUAGAUAGCUCGAAUUCUAUUGGGUAUUGUACGUAGUGCAUAAUAUGUUUUGUUGUUUAGUGUUGUCGUCAGAUUCUUGCAAUGUAACAUCGGUUACAAAUUGUAGGGAGGAUGUUCAAACCGUACAAGUAGCUAGAUUAAUCCUCCGGUCGAGCAAAGACGA